GCAAGCCGAGCUGCAGCGCCAGACGCGCCGCCGCCUCGAGAAGGAGCGGCGCAUGCGCGAGCAGCAGCAGCGCGCGCUGCGGGACGUCAGUGGCGUGACGGACACGGCGGAGCUGGUGUGCCGGCUCCAGGAAAUGAAGGAGGGUUGCGUGACUGGAGAAGACCAGGAUAUAGUGGCGGCCGUGCAAUCAGUCAUCAACACAUUGCUGCUACACAUGAAGACAAUGAACGGGGUGGACACGGCGGCGCACUUGAGGGACGUGCUGUGGGAGCACUUUCUGCCAGGCAAGGGCCAGGUGAUGCUCAAGUACAGGGGCGACUCAGCCCGGCGCGUGCGCGAGUACAUGUACCAGAUCAUCCUGCUGCUCGAGAUGUGCUGGGUGUUGGGUGGUGAGGCGUGCGAGGACGACAAGUACCAGCUGGUGGACCUGCUGCGCAUGAUCUCGCUGCACACGGCAGUCCGACCGUCAUGA
Pollicipes pollicipes is the source of this 472-nucleotide messenger RNA. RefSeq lists its product as uncharacterized. The record is from RefSeq and is a predicted model, not a curated record. Bases 53 to 472 code for a protein of 139 amino acids. The transcript is spliced from 4 exons. Lineage: Eukaryota; Metazoa; Arthropoda; Thecostraca; Pollicipedomorpha; Pollicipedidae.